Messenger RNA from Lotus japonicus, 1212 nucleotides. RefSeq lists its product as uncharacterized. The transcript has 9 exons. The record is from RefSeq and is a predicted model, not a curated record. Bases 1 to 1212 code for a protein of 403 amino acids. Lineage: Eukaryota; Viridiplantae; Streptophyta; Magnoliopsida; Fabales; Fabaceae.
AUGGAUUCGAAGGGUUGCAAAAUUCAUGCUUCCAUUAGGCGAACCUUGGUUUACCGGUUCCAAAAUCAGAUAUCUGAGGGUCGUGUGUACCAGAUCUCCUCUUUUGGUGUUUGUGAGAAUGGAGAUGUCAUCGGUAUCCUAACUGGGGAGCAAGAGGUUGAAAAACAUGUUCAUGUUCAGGCUGCUUUUUUUGGGAAAUAUGUCGAUGAAAUCGUUGGGCAAUUGGCGUCUGGGGACAUGACUAAAGUUGUUGUUGUCCAAUUUGCAAAGAUAAAACCUUCCAAAGGAAAGCCUAGCAUUCAAAAUUUUUAUGGGGUAACUAAGAUUCUCUUUAAUCCUGCUAUCGAUGGCCCUUCUGCUCAAGUCCUGACUCAGCUUCAUGAUUCCAACAGAAGAUUUUCUAAGAAAUCUGUUUGCGUUGUUCUUUCCACUGUUAACUUCAUUCCUGACGACAACAGUUGGUACUAUCCUGCUUGCAAGUGUAACAAAAAGGUGUACCCAGCCGAAGACAUGUACUUUUGUGAAGCAUGUGUUCUCCAUGUUGUUACUGCAAUUCUUAAGUACAAAAUUCAUCUCAGGGUUAUGGAUGCAAAUGAUUCUACUCCAUUUGUUGUUUUUUAUCAAGAAGCCAAUAAUCUUCUGAAUAAACCAUGUGCUGAUUUGGUUGAGAAAUGCCAUAAGGACCCAAACGAUUACCAGGUGUCGUCUGAGAUUUUGAAUUCGAUUGAGAAGACCUUCUUAUUCAAAGUUGAUGUUGAUAACAGUUCCAAUACAUGGUUUGAGCCAUCCUAUAAGGUGAAGAGAAUCUGUUCAGAUCGUGAGGUGAUUUCCCAAUUUAAGAUUGCAAAUCCCCAGUUAGAAGGUUCCCCUCCUUACAUGCUUUUGACAACUCCUAGCUCUGGUGGAAUGGUUGAAGGAUCGUCAUCAAGUUUUGCUAAGGACCUUAAUGACGAAUUUAAUGUUGCUGGUGACCCGCAUGGGCUUACUUCCCCCAAUUCAUCUGUUGUUGAUCUAAGUAAAGAUAGCCAGGAAGGCUUUAUUUCCUUGGAUAAGGAUGUUGGAUUUGAUGGUGAUAUCAAAGCUGCACUCACUAUCAAUGGGAACUCUCAGGACCCCCGUCAUGUUGAGAAUAAUGACUCUCCUCCUUUUAAACGUCAUACCCUAUUGAUGCGGAAGUCAUUGCAAAUGCUAUUGACAGCAAGAAGCCACUGA